AUGUAUGCGCAGUUGAAAUGUCGAGCCAAAAAAGAGUCUGACAGAAAAGAAACUGGAGGGGGGCCUCCAGCUGUAUUAACCACAGUGGAAGACCUGGUCAUAGAUGGCAUCCGCGACAAGCCACAGCUGAUUGGCAUUCCGGGUGGCAUUGAUUCAGGCGUGGCUGAUGUUGCUGAGAUGGCAGACACUGAUGAAGCCUCAGCCAAGUGUACACUAACUGUUGCUGAGUGUACAUCAAAGCCUGCAACUGCCUCGAAUGUAGCCACUUCUUCAACAUCAAGACCAUCAAAAGAAUCGUUGAAAAAGAGAAAGAGAAACAGAUGCUAUGAAGAAGAGCUACUUAAGCUGGAAACAAGACGUGCACAGGCUGAGUUGGACCUGCUGUUGCAGAGGCAACAGCAGGAAAAACAGCUACAUGAUCUUAGAAUUAAGGUGAUCACAGAGGCUGCAGAGCAAGAGAGACAACUUUUUACUUUAAAAAAAGAGUUGUUAAACUCAAAUAUAAAGUCUGCAAUGGAUCAAGGCCUUCUUUUGUUUGAAUCUUAAACUUAACAUGUUUCUAGGGGCAUAUCGACUGCUAAUAGACAAGUUAAAUAGCUAUUAUUUGCAGAAACAGCUACAUAGGACUGAUUUAUGCAUGUUUUAUUAAUUAAAUGUAUAAAUAAUGUGUGACACUCAAAUAUGAAUAAGUGAAACACCACUUACCAUAAAUAAAGGACCAAGUUUGGUAAAUGAUGAAAGUGCUAUACUGAUGGGCAGCUGGUGUUCCACUUAUUCAUAUUUUAAUGUCAUACAUUAUUUAUACAUGUAAUUCACAUAGCAUGCAUGAAUCAGUCCUUUGUAGCUUUUGCUGCAAAUAAUAUCCAUUUAACUUGUUGUUAGCAGUCAAUAUGCCCCUUGAAACAUGUUUGACUCAAGAUAUAAUUGUGUCCGGUGAAAUAUUUAAAAUGCAUUUGUCUUUAGCAUUUAAGACACAUUUCCAGUUUCCAAUAUACCUGUUUAAAUGAAUAAUACUGUUGAUAUGCCUAUUCUUUUGUUCUAACUUGUCUUUCUUGAUCUGCAGCCUCGGUGAUCCUUCUCUUAUCUUUUUGCUAUUGAUAUAAUACUUUGUUAGUUUAUCAUUAUGUGAAUGAAUCUUUGUUUAGUUAUCUUCAAAUUGACUGUGAAUGUUUUGUGAUCAGAUUCAUAGGUAAAACGUUUUUCGAUUCUUUUCUUAAGUUUGAGUCUUACAUUUUAGACUAAAAAAAGUUGGUGAAUCCAAACCCUGAUAAUUUCAUUAAUGAUUUUUUAUGCUCCCCUUUGAAGAAGAGGGGGUAUAUUGUUUUGCACAUGUCGGUCGGUCGGUCCGUCCAUCAUUUGGUUUCCAAAUUAUAAGUAAAGAGUGCUUAGGCCUAGUAUCAUAAAACUUCAUAGGUACAUUUAUCA
Molecule: messenger RNA, 1425 nt
Organism: Dreissena polymorpha
Lineage: Eukaryota; Metazoa; Mollusca; Bivalvia; Myida; Dreissenidae
Exons: 4
Coding region: 1-546 (181 amino acids)
Source: RefSeq, a predicted model, not a curated record